Molecule: messenger RNA, 767 nt
Organism: Theobroma cacao (cacao)
Lineage: Eukaryota; Viridiplantae; Streptophyta; Magnoliopsida; Malvales; Malvaceae
Product: C2H2 and C2HC zinc fingers superfamily protein
Cellular component (GO): U12-type spliceosomal complex
Molecular function (GO): zinc ion binding
Source: RefSeq, a predicted model, not a curated record
ACCGAAACUGGUGGGAAAUUUUUGAUUGGUCGUUGGAAAGUAAGCACAAGGGAUGAAACAAAAAACAAAGUAGCAACGAACAAGCCUAGGGAAGGCUGCUCCAACUGCAUCUUGAGUUAGCAGAUCAACCAUUCCUGGGUUUGUGACAGAAGAAAAGGCCAGGCAGUUUGUUAGUAGACGACAACGGCCUGUGAACUGAAGAAGACAAAGAAAAUGCCGCUGGGAAAGUAUAACUGCGACUACUGCGAGAAGCAGUUCCAAGACACCCCUUCUGCUCGAAAACGCCACCUGCAGGGUCUCCAACACCUCCGUGCCAAAGCUCAAUGGUACCACUCCCAAAACGCCAAUGAUCCCAAUCACAGUUUAACUGAACCCUUUGCAAAAGGAAUCUGCAAUCGCUUCGUCAAAACGGGAUUUUGCCAGUUCGGAGACAACUGCAAAUACUUCCAUCCCAAGAACGAUUCGCGAGGCGCAAAUCCUCAAGCAGCAGCUGCACCUGCACCAGGUAGUGUGGAGGGAGCUGGUAUUGGAAUGUCGUGGGGCAAUCUGCCGCCAUCCCUGAAGCCUCCACCUGAGGGUGGAUAUCCUCCACUUCCCUUUGUGGAUUGGGGAUAAGUCUGUUAUUUCAUUUAGACGCCAAUUUUGUCAGUUGCUACUGAUAUAACUACUGCUGCUAUACUUUUCUGUUACUUGUUCUUCAAUAUCAAAGCUGUGCUGUUUAUGGUUAUGUUAGUAGAUGUUAAAUAAAACAAUCACCUUUCUGUUUC